Messenger RNA from Megalobrama amblycephala (Wuchang bream), 2622 nucleotides. Its product is annotated as platelet glycoprotein Ib alpha chain-like. The transcript has 4 exons. The record is from RefSeq and is a predicted model, not a curated record. Bases 462 to 2477 code for a protein of 671 amino acids. Lineage: Eukaryota; Metazoa; Chordata; Actinopteri; Cypriniformes; Xenocyprididae. Gene Ontology annotation, molecular function: protein binding.
UCCAUGACCACAUAAAGCUAUUGAACAAGCACCUACAACACCAACAUCAUUGGUGGGCAGCGCUCACAUUUCCUUCAGAACAUACAGAUGCAUUUUACAAUAAUAAUAAUAAUUGCUUUAGAUUUCAGUUGUUACAGAAAUUAAAGUCUUUCUUAGGAAACGUGUUUUUGUACCCAAGGAAGAAUGAAAGGCCAGGGGUUGAUGUGGAAAAACCCACUGUGUUCAAGUCAUUGCAGAUAUGCUCAUAUAUGGAGAAGCGCUUGUGGUUUGUGUUUGAUACUGAGGAAGAGAGAUAGAGCUGUGAAUCCAGCAGAACAGAUGAUGCUCUCCAUCCAGACGAGAGGAAACCGGCUUCAUACGGACAUCAAUGCUCAGAGGUAAUACAGACCCAAGACGCUUUGCAAGCAUUUUAGCCAGUAUCUUUACAUCCACAUUCAAAAGACUAAUUGGUCGUCUUCAUCAUGCGACCCUUCAUCUUCCUCAUGAUGCAGUGCAGCGUCGUCAUGAGCGCCAGCUGUCCGGGAGACAUGAACAAGGACCACCGGCCCCGCGUGAGCUGUGUGGCUCAGAACCUGACGGCUGUUCCUGACGGGAUCCAGCCAGACACACAGGUUCUGGUUCUCACACAAAACCACUUCAGUUCUCUGUCCUGGUCCUCGUAUUCUGGAUUCACACAGCUGCACGAGCUGGACCUGAGCCACAAUCACAUCACCACGCUGGAACCACCAGGUCCAGUGCUUGAGAACCUGAGCGUGUUGCGUUUGUCUGGUAACAGGUUAACUGGUUUGGGGGGACUGGUGUUCCGCUGCGCUCCCAACCUGAUGGAGAUCUACUUGGACGGAAACCAGAUUCGUUCUCUUCAUGACGCCACCUUCAGCGAACUGCCACGUCUGGAGAUCAUUAAUCUGUCUCAGAAUAAGCUUCCCGCCCUGCCGUCUCGCCUCCUGGAGCGAGUGUCUUCCAGCGGCUUGAAGACAUUUGAUUUGGAGAAUAACAGCGUCUCGCUGAUGCCCGAUGGGUUCUUCUCAUCUAAACCUGAGUUACCUUACGUUUUCCUGUCCCACAAUCGCUGGCUUUGCAGCUGUGCUGUAGGUUACCUCCACAGCUACCUGAAUGACCAGGAACACAACGUAUACAAGCAUGGCGGACCGAACGACAUCAUUCCCGCUGCCGACACCGUUGUGUGUUCUGGACCGCCUCACCUAUUCCAACGACCCAUCAUUGAACUGGAGGAGAAUGACUUCUGCCCUCCAGAUCCACCCCUCUACCCCAGCGGAGACUGGGAUUUCAACUCCCCCUCUACCAGAAUCUUAGUCAAACCAAUUUCCACCCCUCAAUCUCCGAAUGCUCCACACGACACCACCACCAUUACCCACCUACCCGCUUCCACCAAAACCUGGACCUCCGCUGAGUCCUGGGUCACAGUUGAGGUUGUAAAAUGGUUUAAUUUCUGGACCACUCCCUCGUCCAGUCCAGUCACUUUUUUACCAGAUAUUUCCACUCGAGACACCACCAAAUCACUUGCCGACACACAACACACAACGUCUGAGUCGCCAACCACUGGACCCAAUCAAAGUACUGGCCAACUGGACCCGCACACCUCCAUGACAACGAUCACGGUCCACACCAAACCACCAACCGUUGGACCCAUUACUACCAGAUCUCAACUUCAAAGUACCACCCGACCUGAACCGCAUACCUGGAUCGUGGUCCAGACUGAACUGCCAACCGCUGAACGGAUCACUGCCCGAACAGAACCACCAACCAGUGUUGGUCCGCACUGGGCAGAUGCUCGUGAUGCGGAUGGAAGGAUGCUUCCAUGGUGCUGGUGGUUAUUUGCUGGCUUUGUGUUGCUGUGUGUGCUGUCGGCGCUCACGUCCAGUUUUCUGUUUCUUUGGCUCCUGAGAAACUACCUUACCAUCUACCGGCGGCUCAAGCGUCACGGCUUGGCUCGCUUAGCCAGCGAUGGGGUCAUCCUACGGGCGUACAGAUGUGCUGAAAACACCCAGACAAGGGAGAAUGAGGAUGAGAGCGUGAGCUUUUUAGCCCUAGAACAGAUCAAAGCCGUUCAAGCCGUAUUCCGGAGCGUUCUCUUCAUCAACCAGAGGGAGGAGCAAUACGGAGCAAGUGAGACUGAAGGGAAAGAUGUUUCUUCUAAAAUAGAAGUGGUUCCUGUGGCAGGGGAAUCGAGAGAUAAAGAACAAGAGCCGUUGGUGAGCGGGGAAGUGUUCAGGAAGACGCUGUACAGGGUGAUUAGCCAAGAAGAGGAAGCAGAUGGAUGGAGAGAGGAAGAGGAACGCUGGGUGCAGAGCAGAGAGGGAACGACUGCUCGCUACAGUCUGAUCCUGAGGGAGGACCGAGGACGACAGCAGGAGAUGCAGUGGGUGGUUGGGGAAUGGGAGCUGGCGGAUGGGGGUGUGGCCUAUCAGAGGUCCUGCUCUCUGAUUGGCCAGCCCUCCACCAUCGCUCUGGAGUGAACCGCCAUUGGACAUAAUUUGGUCUCAUCCAUUAACUCUAAAAUAUUGAUUGAUUCCAAGCCAUGUUUUAUUUGUGUAACACUUUUCACAAUAUUGUUUCAAUGCAGCUACAGAAAAAUAAAGUGAAAAUGAGAUUUUUCUGUCA